Dibothriocephalus latus is the source of this 363-nucleotide messenger RNA. Lineage: Eukaryota; Metazoa; Platyhelminthes; Cestoda; Diphyllobothriidea; Diphyllobothriidae. The record is from the annotation of a GenBank genome assembly.
AUGGCAUUUAAACGUCUUAAAGUCGAUGAAGGCAAAAUCAUUUUGCCGGCUGACAAAGGGUGUUGCACAGUGGUGCUCAACAACUCUGAUUACAAAAUGAAAGCCCAGAGCCUACUUGACGACCAAAUUUCGGACAGAACAUGUCCAGCCAGUGAAAUGAAACAUUUACUCACCCAAAUGGACAAAAGUCUGGCAAAAGUCAAAACAAACGGUGAAAUCACGCCCACUGAUUGGUUUUCCAUGAAACUAAUGGACAUAGCCCCAGCACGAUUCUACGGCCUGCCGAAACUACACAAAGAAAACUUGCCGCUUGGUGCCAUCGUCUCCCUUCGAGGCACCCCUACGUACGGUUUGGCAAAAUGA